UGCAUCACAUUGCUGACUCAAGUUCAAUUUGUGAUCUACUGAGACUCCCAGAUCCCUUUCAUGUGUACUGUUGUCAAGCCCAGUGUCUCCCAUCUGUGUGUUUCAUUUUUUUUCUGCCUAACUGUAGCAUCAUACAUUUCUCCCCGUUGAAAUUCAUUUUGUUCAUUUUGACCCAGCUCUGUAAUCUGUCCAGGUAAUUUUGAAUUCUGACCCUGUCCUCUGGUGUAUUGGCUACUCCUCCUAACUUGGUGUCAUCUGCAAAUGUGAUUAGCUUGCCCUCUGCUCCAUCAUCCUGCGGGACCCCACUAGUCACUUCUCUCCAGGAUGAAGAUGAGCCAGUGGUGAGCACCCUUUGGGUUCAGUCAGUCAAAUGAUUACCAGUCCAUUUCACAGUAGCUUUGUCUAGCCCACAUUUCACUAGCUUGCUUGCAAGAAUGUCCUGGGGGACCUUGUCCAAGGCUGCUGCACUGAUGUCUUCCGAAGUCUUUGUGAAUCAUGGCUUUGGGAGUGUUUUUGUUUGCUUGUUUUCCCUUCUCAGGAGAGGAGACUGCAGUAGCGGGGUUUGAUAUUGCCAAGCUGCUUCCUGACAACCUCAGUUCCUAUUUCCGCUACAAUGGCUCAUUGACCACCCCUCCUUGCUAUCAGACAGUGAACUGGACUAUCUUUAACCAAACGGUUCUUCUGUCACACGAGCAGAUCUCAGUGCUGGAGGACAGUCUUCUUGGGGAGCAGGAGGAGCUCAUCCAAGACAACUUCCGCCUGCCCCAGAGUCUGAACGACCGGCCGGUGCUGGCCAGUUUCCUGAUUCCCCCUGCGCCCUCAGUUGCUGAGCAGCCAGAUGCUGGCAAGCAGGUGAACUCCUCACUCAGCACAGGGGACUUGCUGGCCAUCCUGUUUGGGACUCUCUUCGGGGUCACAGCCAUCGCCUUCGUCCACUAUGUCCGGAAGCACCAGAGCCAGAACCAGAGGCACGACGCCCAAGCAGCCAAACCCAGCAUCAUCUAUGUGCCAGCCACCACUGAGGAGCUCACAGGCCAGGACACGUGAGAGCCAAGCCUGUGGACCGCUCCGCCCUGCCCCACGUGAGACACUCCAGCUUCUCCCAUCGUCAGGCCCCUGCCCACCCCUCAGCCACCUGGGAAGCAUCCAUCCCACGUGCUCACAGACUGGUCCACAGCAGCCACACGAGGACCUGGCCGGAAUGGGCCUGGCUUCAGCCUCUGGCUGUCGGCCCAAACAAUAUCGAGGGGGGGACCAGCAAACCCCUCCCCGCUUCUCCAAGGCUCUUGUGGAUGACAGCUGGCCCUCUCAUGUGGAGUGGGCAGGCAGACCGGCAGCCCACAGGAAGAGUGUUGUUGGUUGCCAGCAGUGGUUCCUAUCCCGGCUCUCACAGGAUGGAGCCCCCGCUCUCUCCAGAGGAAGGGGGUCUCCAAGCACCCCCUGGGGCCAUCUGCCAGUGACCCUCCUGCUGUUGGGGAGGCUGGGGGCGCAUUUGCUCGGCAAGAGCAAUGGGAGCCUGAGGUACAGGAGAGCCUGCUGGGACCUGGAGAGGCCAAGAAGCAGAUUGGUACUUGGGGGGAGGGGGCAUGUGUGCGGGGGAGGAGCAUGGCU
Messenger RNA from Sphaerodactylus townsendi, 1611 nucleotides. Its product is annotated as carbonic anhydrase 9-like. The record is from RefSeq and is a predicted model, not a curated record. Bases 496 to 1047 code for a protein of 183 amino acids. Gene Ontology annotation, molecular function: carbonate dehydratase activity; zinc ion binding. NCBI's taxonomy places the organism in Eukaryota, Metazoa, Chordata, Lepidosauria, Squamata, Sphaerodactylidae. The transcript has 5 exons. Gene Ontology annotation, cellular component: plasma membrane.